UCUUUGGCGCCAUCUUGAAUGCGUUUACUUUGUUUUCAUCAACGAGGCAACAAACACAAAGAUAUUCUUCUAGCUGAAUUUCCUCAUCCGGAAUCGCUUUUUGUCUUUAUUUUUUUUUUGAAUGUUUGCUUCUUAUGACACAGAAACUAAACUAAGUUGAGGCUGCGAUCAUUGAAACAAGCCCCUUCAGCAGUCGGAACGGUAAAGAAAGCGAAGAGCGGUGCGUCGAGCUUUGUCACUGCCGGUACCGUGUACCCCGGAUGCGGUUUCUCUCUGCUAGGGAGCGUGGUUCUUCUGUUGCUCUUCCCGUAGAUUUAAACCUGCGGAGCUCGCCGCGGGAAAAACGAUAUUUAAAUAUUACAUACGCGGGCUCUAGGCGUAAAGUUGUAUAGCGAAGGACACUACCCGUCUCUGAAUCAUGUCGGUAACCCUGCCCAACCGUUCCCAGACAGGCUGGCCCCGCCGCGGGCUGAACCAGUUCGAUAACAAAUACAUGCAGCAGAACAAACCGCUCACGCUGGAGAGGACCAUCAACCUGUACCCACUGACCAAUUACACUUUCGGCACGAAGGAGCCUCUGUAUGAGAAAGACAGCUCGGUUGCAGCGCGGUUCCAGCGCAUGAGGGAGGAGUUUGACAAGACUGGAAUGAGGCGGACUGUGGAGGGGGUCCUGAUCGUCCACGAGCACAGACUGCCUCACGUUUUGUUGUUGCAGCUGGGGACUACAUUUUUCAAACUACCUGGAGGAGAACUCAACCCCGGGGAAGAUGAAGUGGAAGGACUGAAGCGUCUUAUGACGGAGUUUUUUAACCCACAGAUUCUUGGGCGUCAGGAUGGUGUGCAGCAGGAUUGGGUAAUUGAUGACUGCAUUGGAAAUUGGUGGAGACCAAACUUUGAACCCCCGCAGUACCCAUAUAUUCCUGCUCACAUCACUAAACCUAAGGAACACAAGAAACUUUUCCUGGUGCAGUUGCAGGAAAAGGCUCUGUUCGCUGUGCCGAAAAACUACAAACUUGUAGCGGCUCCCUUGUUUGAGUUGUAUGAUAACGCCCCAGGCUAUGGACCCAUCAUCUCCAGUCUGCCACAGCUACUUAGCAGGUUCAAUUUUAUUUACAACUGAUUGCCACUAAGUUUUCCAGCACACUUGACUGAUUAACAGAUUGAUUGGGGAAACUGUCUCUGUGAGCACAGCUUCAGAAAGUGCAAGAAGAUAUGGAUAAAAGUUCCUUGGAAUACAAUAACUUUUUUUUUUGUGUUGUUAAUUUUGUUACAGCAGUGUAAAGUGUCUCCUUGUUUUAAGAAAUUGGUUGAAGUUGAUUAAUAAUAAAAAAAAAAAGGUGA
Messenger RNA from Polyodon spathula (Mississippi paddlefish), 1341 nucleotides. Its product is annotated as cleavage and polyadenylation specificity factor subunit 5. Lineage: Eukaryota; Metazoa; Chordata; Actinopteri; Acipenseriformes; Polyodontidae. Gene Ontology annotation, cellular component: mRNA cleavage factor complex. The coding region runs from base 419 to 1120 and encodes 233 amino acids. The record is from RefSeq and is a predicted model, not a curated record. The transcript is spliced from 7 exons. Gene Ontology annotation, molecular function: mRNA binding.